Molecule: messenger RNA, 741 nt
Organism: Endocarpon pusillum Z07020
Lineage: Eukaryota; Fungi; Ascomycota; Eurotiomycetes; Verrucariales; Verrucariaceae
Exons: 1
Coding region: 1-741 (246 amino acids)
Source: RefSeq, a predicted model, not a curated record
AUGUCAACGCCUGGCGCGCUUGCUGGCCUACAGACUUUCGAUGAGCUCAAUAUCGACUACGAAAAAGCCUAUCAUGACAACCCAUUCAAGAUUGCGUGUGUAAAAAAAGUAAUCUCUCUGCUGCCUUUAGGCUCCAGGAUUCUUGACGUCGGCUGCGGGACAGGAAUACCAGUCUCAGAGUUGCUGUCCAAGGCUGGUCUUGAAGUCGUCGGAUUCGACAUCUCGCCAAAGAUGGUAGAAUUGGCACAAACACGAGUCAGGGGAUUUUUCACCGUCUCCGACAUGCUCGAGUACAAACCCGAAGGGAAAUUUGCCGGCAUCUUGAUCAUUUUUGCUCAACUUCAGCUUUCGUACGCUGAUCUGCACUCCGUCGUCCAUAAACUCGCGGACGCCCUUGAAGAAGGUGGACUAGUCGCGCUCGGACAGAUGCCAGGUGAUAGCCAUGUGAAGGACGAAGCACACUGGGACGAGACAAAGACCUAUGUAGAAGACUACGAUGCUCCAUUCAUGGGCAAGAUGCUUCCCACCCUGAUGUUGAGCGCCCAAGGGCAACGAGACUUCCUCAGCUCGAUGGGUUUAGAGAUUGUCAGCGAGACGAUCGAUAUGUUUCAGCCGAAAAACGAGAAGUGUGUACCGGAGGAACAGCAAUAUAUCAUCGCCAGGCGACCGAAUGAGCAACCGUUGGCGGAGCCAAUGCCUCUCCCGAGAGUGAAGAAGCAACCAAGGACUACUAUCAAUUGA